AUGGCAACAACUCGAGCAGCUUUCUCCCGUAGAGCUGAACUCUCUCCUGGUUCGAGAGGUUUGGGAGAUCUGAAAAACGACGCAGCCGGGUCACUGAUCAUGAACAGGAAACACUCCUCGUGGUACCAACAAGACACGCACAAUCGCACAGCCCAGCAGCAACCUUUUGGACAACGUAAAGUGCCACAGGCUGGACAGUCCUCAUACGUGCCCGACAAGAGAGGUGCAAAAACUCAGACUCAAUUGCCGCCGCGAAAUUCAAGCCUCAAACGAAAGCGAAAGGAUGCCAUCGAAGACGCUACGCCGAUAGUCGGACAUAAGAAGCGAUCACAAGCGUUGCUGGCAUCGGAUACGGAAGGGAGAAACGUGGAGGUUUCAGCUGUGGAAGAAUCUGAUCCAAUAGAGUAUUGGAGAAGAGAAGGACGGUGGCCUCGGCAGCUCUUUGAAAUCGACGACAAGACACGCGCAUAUAUCGCACGCGACCUGAAUGAGGAGCGCUGGCUGAGGGACUUCUUCAUACCGAAUAUGGAACAAGCAAAGCACGGUUUGGGCCAUAUACCAUCUAUUCUCGCAAGGGAGCGGUCGAGCUCUUCUGUGCGGCGCAAGAAGUCAGAUGCUGGCUCAUCAGCUGAUACUUCGACUCCCAGCGACCAGAAGCCACGAGAGUCGAAGAGUUCCGUUUAUAUACAUCCGGGUUUUCCAACGCUUCUCCAAACAUAUGGGAGUUUCCUGAAGAAGGACCGGGAAGGUAUAGCGAAAGAAAGCAAAGCAACUUGCCAAUCUCUCUUCGAGGCUGUCCAGCCAUGUCCUGUGGACAGCCUGUUUAGUGAUGACUUGUUUGAAAGUACGUGCGAGGAGGUGCAGGACAGGAACGAAGCGAAGGUCAUUCAAGACAUUGCUCGUCUUAUUGUACCAUCUGCCCGUCAUCUCGCUAUUCAUGGCGCGAAACACCUGGAUUGUUUGACCGAGAGCGUUAACGAAGGCUGGAAUAACUCGAUCCCCCUUCUGAAGCCCCGCCCUCAACCGGACUACGCGGUAGGGUUCGGCCGGUCGGCGUUUACGGAUGAACAGCUAGCGAGGCUGGCGCCGUUUAUAGGAAAGCUAACGGAUACAUCGAUGUUUAUAGCGACUUUCUACAUGUAUUUCCCGUUCCUAACAUGCGAGGUUAAGUGCGGCGCUGCAGCGCUAGAUAUUGCUGACCGGCAGAACGCACAUAGUAUGACACUAGCGGUGCGCGGUAUAGUUGAGCUCUUCCGGCUAGUUAAACGUGAAAAGGAGCUUAACCGGCAGAUUCUAGCCUUCUCGGUAUCGCAUGACCAUCGGAACGUUCGUAUCUAUGGGCACUAUCCAGUAAUCAAGGGGGAUAAAACAUCCUUCUACCGGCAUCCUAUUCAUGAAUUUAGUUUUGUAGCCCUUGAUGGAAAAGAGAAAUGGACGACAUAUAAGUUUACUAAGAACGUCUAUGACGUCUGGAUGCCCGAGCAUUUAAAGCGAAUAUGCUCGGUCAUCGAUAAGAUACCAGCAGACGUGAGCUUCGAGAUGUCGCAGCAAAGCGAUCUUCAAUUCCAGGACACUGGCCUUUCCCAGGACCUCGAGAGCUAUUCUGUCGCACAAUCUACAGAAGAUUCUACUUCGCUGCAAGGAGGGGCCAGCAAGGCCAGUGUUUCCAAUGCAGAAAAUAAUACACCAGACACAUCCGUGUCACAAUCCGGGCCUUUCAAGAAGCCGAGAAAGAGGCGCAUGUAA
Messenger RNA from Pseudovirgaria hyperparasitica, 1746 nucleotides. RefSeq lists its product as uncharacterized. The record is from RefSeq and is a predicted model, not a curated record. The coding region runs from base 1 to 1746 and encodes 581 amino acids. Lineage: Eukaryota; Fungi; Ascomycota; Dothideomycetes; Acrospermales; Acrospermaceae. The transcript is spliced from 2 exons.